AGGAGCCAAGUGGUAAAUCUAGAAGAGCCAAGUGGUAAUCUAGAAGAGCCAAGUGGUAAUCUAGAAGAGCCAAGUGGUAAUCUAGAAGAGCCUAGUGGUAAUCUAGCAGAGCCAAGUGGUAAUCUAGAAGAGCCAAGUGGUAAUCUAGAAGAGCCAAGUGGUAAUCUAGAAGAGCCAAGUGGUAAUCUAGAAGAGCCAAGUGGUAAUCUAGCAGAGCCAAGUUGUAAUCUAGAAGAGCCAAGUGGUAAUCUAGAAGAGCCGAGUGGUAAUCUAGAAGAGCCAAGUGGUAAUCUAGAAGAGCCAAGUGGUAAUCUAGAAGAGCCAAGUGGUAAUCUAGCAGAGCCAAGUGGUAAUCUAGAAGAGCCAAGUGGUAAUCUAGAUGAGCCAAGUGGUAAAUCUAGAAGAGCCAAGUGGUAA
Molecule: messenger RNA, 417 nt
Organism: Procambarus clarkii (red swamp crayfish)
Lineage: Eukaryota; Metazoa; Arthropoda; Malacostraca; Decapoda; Cambaridae
Source: RefSeq, a predicted model, not a curated record